Molecule: messenger RNA, 1372 nt
Organism: Lampris incognitus (smalleye Pacific opah)
Lineage: Eukaryota; Metazoa; Chordata; Actinopteri; Lampriformes; Lampridae
Gene: yjefn3
Product: YjeF N-terminal domain containing 3
Exons: 6
Coding region: 68-808 (246 amino acids)
Cellular component (GO): mitochondrion
Molecular function (GO): NAD(P)HX epimerase activity
Source: RefSeq, a predicted model, not a curated record
CUUUGAAGUAGCCUCGCUCACACCUCGCCGUUUGCUGAAUCCUGCUGGCUGAAAACAGACGGACAAAAUGAAUCACAGCUCAACUGAAGCAGAGGCUGAGACCACUGAACCGCUGCGCUAUCUCAGCAAAGUGGAGGCAGCAGCUAUCGAGACUGAACUACUGAAGGACUACAGGUUUGGACAGCAGCAACUGGUAGAGAUUUGGGGGCAUGCCUGCGCCAUCGCCAUCACUAAGGCCUAUCCGCUGAGCUCCAUGGGGAAGAAGCAGCCAACAGUGUUGGUAGUUUGUGGUCCAGAUCAGAAUGGCUCUAUUGGCUUAGUGUGUGCCCGACACCUGCGUAUAUUUGAAUAUGAACCCACCAUCUAUUACCCUAAGCGCUCUUCUCACAGUCUCCACCAGGACUUCACAGUUCAGUGUGAGAAGAUGGAUAUCCCAUUCCUCUCCUAUCUCCCCACAGAGGUUCAGUUGAUCAAUGAUGCCUACAACCUAGUGAUUGAUGCUAUCCUGGGCCCAGAAACAGACCCAGUCAGCAUUAAGGAGCCUUAUUCUGGUAUCCUGGUCACCCUCAAGCAGGUCAAAAUCCCCAUAGCUAGUGUGGAUGUACCCUCAGGUUGGGAUGUAGAAGAGGCCAGUCAGGAUGGGAUAAACCCGGAGGUCCUCAUUUCGCUGACAGCGCCUAAAAAAUGCGCCAUCAGGUUCCCGGGGAAGCAUUUUUUGGCUGGACGCUUCCUGCCCUACGACAUCCAGAAGAAAUACGACCUGAACCUUCCGGAGUACCCAGGCACAGACUGUCUUAUAGAACUGUAACCCAUGCAAACCACAUGACCAGAUCUGACCCCUCUUCAAUUUGAAUAAAUACGGUUUAUCUAUUUCAAUGUUUUUGUACUUUAUAGGUUGUUACUGUGAUUAUCUUCAAUGUGCUAGCUCUCAGUUGUGUGGAGAAGGUUUCACCCAUACUUGCGUCAUUAACUACAAUAGAAGGAUUAUAUCUAGAAUCCGUGUACUGAGUCUUUUUUGGGGAAUGGUUUGAGGCGUGUUUGUGUAAGUCUCCUUCCAAGACUCAGCGCUAUGCUAUUUUGUCAUUUGCAAACGAAAUGAAUGUUGUUUGAAAGAGAUAUAUGGAAUGGACCAUUUAAACUCUUAAUUUUCUUUUCUUUAAGGACACAUUCUCAUAUUUUUCAUAUCCCAAUGUCUUAUCUCCUAUUACGGUGUGCUCCUGAGGUGAAUUGAAGUUGGUAGCUCAUUAUCAAUUUGCUGAUUAUGUCUCUUUAUUCAAACCAACAUCUACUGCAUUUCUUUUAUCUCUGUCAGUACACUACAGUAGCUGAUACAGAAUGGCCAGAGGUUUCUCUUGGUCCAAUAAAAAAGUCC